Messenger RNA from Herpailurus yagouaroundi (jaguarundi), 2500 nucleotides. It is a transcript of the gene GDPD2, whose product is annotated as glycerophosphodiester phosphodiesterase domain containing 2. Gene Ontology annotation, cellular component: plasma membrane. The record is from RefSeq and is a predicted model, not a curated record. Gene Ontology annotation, biological process: lipid metabolic process. The transcript has 15 exons. Gene Ontology annotation, molecular function: glycerophosphodiester phosphodiesterase activity. NCBI's taxonomy places the organism in Eukaryota, Metazoa, Chordata, Mammalia, Carnivora, Felidae. Bases 281 to 1927 code for a protein of 548 amino acids.
CCCGGACCGGCAGCGAGUAAAGAAGCAGCUCUGCUCCCCCUCCUCCUUCCUCCCUCCCAUCGUCCCACCCCGGCUGGGCACUGGCCAUAGAGCAGCUGAGGGCUUUCGGAGAGAACCCGCGCAGACUCCUGUAGGUGGCAACACUGCCACCUGUUUGACCAGUGGGGCUGAGCCAAGGACUGGAAAAGGGAGGAGGCAGACAAGUCGGAGAGGAGCUGGGAAGCAGUGCAGUGCAGAGCAGAGAGCAGAGUGGAGCUGCCGCUGAGAAAAGGCCCUCGCCAUGGCCGAGUCCCCCGGCUGCUGCUCCGUCUGGGCCCGCUGCCUCCACUGCCUGUAUAGCUGCCACUGGAGGAAAUGCCCCAAAGAGAGGAUGCAAACCAGCAAGUGCGACUGUAUCUGGUUUGGCCUGCUCUUCCUCACCUUUCUCCUCUCCCUGGGCUGGCUGUACAUCGGGCUCAUCCUUCUCAAUGACCUGCACAACUUCAAUGAAUUCCUGUUCCAACACUGGGGACACUGGAUGGACUGGUCCCUGGCAUUUCUGCUGGUCAUCUCUCUACUUGUCACAUAUGCAUCCCUGCUAUUGCUCCUGGCCCUGCUCCUGCGGCUCUGCGGCCAGCCUCUGCAUCUGCACAGUGUCCACAAGAUGCUGCUGCUCCUCAUCAUGCUUCUUGUGGCCGCUGGCCUCGUGGGACUGGACGUCCAAUGGCAGCAGGAGUGGCGUAGCUUACGUCUGUCACUGCAGGCCACAGCCCCGUUCCUUCAUAUUGGAGCAGUUGCUGGCAUCACCCUCCUGGCCUGGCCUGUUGCUGAUACCUUCUACCGUAUCCAUCGAAGAGGUCCCAAGGUUCUGCUACUGCUCCUAUUUUUUGGAGUUGCCCUGGCCAUCUACCUGGCCCCACUGUGCAUCUCCUCACCCUGUAUCAUGGAACCCAGAGACUUACCCCCCAAGCCUGGUCUGGUGGGACACCGAGGGGCCCCCAUGCUGGCCCCCGAGAACACCCUGAUGUCACUGAGGAAAACAGCCGAAUGUGGAGCUGCUGUGUUCGAGACUGAUGUGAUGGUCAGCUCUGACGGGAUCCCCUUCCUCAUGCAUGAUGAGCACCUGAGCAGGACCACAGAUGUGGCCUCAGUGUUCCCAGCCCGAACCUCCUCCCACAGCAGCGACUUCUCCUGUGCUGAACUGAAGAAGCUCAAUGCCGGGACCUGGUUCCUAGAGAGGCAACCCUUCUGGGGGGCCAAACGGCUGUCUGACCCUGAUCGGAAGGAGGCUGAGAACCAGACAGUCCCAACAUUGGAAGAGCUGCUGAAGGAAGCUGCAGUCCUUAACCUUUCUAUCAUGUUUGACUUGCGCCGCCCCCCACGAAAUCACACAUACCAUGACACAUUUGUGAACCAGACACUGGAGACUGUGCUGAGUGCAAGGGUGCCCCAAGCCAUGGUCCUUUGGCUACCGGAUGAAGAUCGGGCUAAGGUCCAACAACGGGCACCUAGAAUGCGCCAGAUAUAUGGACAGCAGGGAAGCAACAGAACUGAGAGGCCCCAGUUUCUCAACCUCCCCUAUCAAGACCUGCCACUGUUGGAUAUCAAGGCACUACACCAGGAUAAUGUGUCAGUGAACCUAUUUGUGGUGAACAAGCCCUGGCUCUUUUCCCUGCUCUGGUGUGCAGGGGUGGACUCGGUCACCACCAACGACUGCCAGCUGCUACAGCAAAUGCGUUACCCCGUCUGGCUUAUCCCCCCUCAAACCUACCUAAUGAUGUGGAUCAUUACCAAUUGUGUCUCCACCCUGCUGCUUCUGUGGACCUUCCUCCUGCAAGGGCUUAGAAACAGCAGUGCUGCUGACCAGGAUCAACAAUUUCAUAAUGGAGUGAAUGCCCAGCCCCGGACCCCCACCUACCAGAGUCUGAGGCCUCUCUGGAUUGGCUAACAGCAAGGAAGAGAGAGCAGCUGAGAUGGAAAGUUGGUGGGGUUGGGGUGGGGUAAACUUUGUCAACAGGAGGUUUUGAACCAUGAGGGCCCUCUGCACAGAUGGUGGGCAUGCUGCAAGCUUCCAUGGAAUCUGCUCCUCUUAGGGUUUUGACCUGAGGUUAGGUUAGGAAGACAGUGACUCAUAGGAAGUUUCUCUGCAAAUGUUAACAGAGGAAGUGGAAAGGAGGUUGCCAAGAUAAUGUUUCAGACCUGUGUGUGCGUGUUCUCGAGUAGAAGACACAAGGUGUGUCAGGGAUGGGAUAGCUUGGACCUAUGACUGAAGGAGAUGACAAAAUGGCCUUUGCUGGAGAACUAAGAUGAUGGAGUCACCAAUCCCCACUCCAUUCACUGUCUCCCCUGACCCCUGCAAUUUAGCUGCUUUCCUGCCUAGACGCUGAGGGCCGAAGAGCCCAUCUAGCCAUUUAAUUCUGUGACUAUAACUGGCUUUUUGCUGUGCACAGCCUUUUCUUCAAGACAGGUUGGUUCCUGUAUGGUGUCAAUCUGCUUAUUCAAUGAAUUUAACUCCUGUUUU